CACAGAUAUAUAUUAUAUUUUAGUUUUUCUUUUUACACUUCAACUGCAACUACAACCAUUCAUCAGGAGUCACCACAUACUUGACAUUCAUUCAUUGAGCAAAUAUGGUCUCAGAGAGUCUUGACAUCCAAGUCCUUGUCCGGGCUCUUUACGACUAUGACUCGGAAGACACAACAAACUUGACUUUCAAAAAGGACGAUGUGAUUCAGGUCUUGGCUCAAUUGGAGUCGGGCUGGUGGGCUGGUUACUGUCAGGGACGUCAGGGCUGGUUCCCUUCUAACUAUGUUGAAAUCUUGAAUGAAGACGACCUCGAUAGUCAGGACGAAGACGAAGAAGAUUAUGUUGAAGAGGACGACCUUGAUAGUGCCGAUGACUUAUGGCUACCGCAGACAACGCCUGAUGGUCAAGUCUUUUAUUACAAUCAACGGACGCAAGAGUCAAGCUGGACUAUUCCAGAACCAGAGGAUCAAACUAACACGGAGGCUACAGCUACCAGCGAGAAAGAUAGCUCAGCCAAAGCUGGAUGGUCCGCGCGCGCAUCAGCAUCAAACGGGAAUGGCUGGUAUAAUUCUGAGGCAGAAGAAGAGGAACAGGAGGCGACGCAGGAUGCACAGGAAGGCCAAGAAGGCCAGGAAGGCCAGGAAGAGGACGGUCUGUCAGUGUCUUCUAGUAAUCACCAUAAUGCACAUUCUAAUAAGGAUGAAGCUGAUCCAGCACAAACGUUAGCAGCUGUCAGGAAACCGUCAGGAUUAGCCCCAGCACCCCAGGAAUCAGUUGAAGGUUUACCCCCAUUGCCAUUACUGCCCAAUCCCUUUGAUCCCGAACCUACUUGGAAUUCCCUUUCAGAACACACUGCGGCUGCUGUCCAAAACCUGAUUUCGUCUGCUGAAAACGGUUAUAAACCUUAUUAUCUUAUACAAUCAUCGAUUGUCGUUGAGGCUAUCCGUGUCAUGCUCUAUGCUUCAGGCACGGUUGACAAAGAUGCAGCAGUGAUGCGUCAGCACAGGAGCCUCAAAAUGCAUCAUCGUCAGAUCAUGGCGGCUCUUUCGAAACUAGUUCUGUCUGCAAAGAUGGCAUCUGGCGUUUGGCCUGCGUCUGAUGCUGUCGCCAAAUUGUUAACAGACGCACGUGAAGUAGGUACUGCAGCUCAGAAUUAUGUUGCAACAGCUGUAGCAGCCAAUAUCACUGUUCAUCAGGUGGAUGCUCGUCUCAUUACAAACGUCAGGAGCCCUCAUAAGGAUCAGACAGAUGGCCGCUCGCUUGAAAGAGGACUCUCGAACGGAUCUCAAAAGAUCGAACAUGGGCUUGGUGAUCGCAAAGUUUUUGGAUCACAGAUGAGUACUCAGAGUAUUCUUAGUCAACUGGAUUAUUAUUCCAAAAGCGCCUCAAAGGCUGUUUCAGUCCUGGCGAUGCAGAUCGAGAAGCUCAUUGAUAAUCCAAUGCCAGCCAUGCGAAACAAUGGUAUGAAUGGUAUCUCAUCAUCUAAUCCUGUCAUGAACUCAUCCCAGUCAGCCCAACUGGUAUCACAGGCAAGACAAACUGUCUCCCAAUUGGGUUCACUCCUCACCUUGGUUACAGACUUUAGUGCUACCACCCUGGCAGAGCAACCUGGCAUUCCAGAGCGAUAUUUUUUGGAUGUCAAAAAUGCGAAACAGGCCUUGCAUGGAAGCACCGCUUCGUUAGUUAUGGCUAUCCAGUCAGCGACUGACCUCUUGGCCGUCGGACAAACCUUGGAUCUGGCCUUAAGCACGGCUGUCUCCACUGAACAGGCCGCACAAAGUCUUGCACAAGCUGCACGUGUGUUGAGCCAAGAAAAGGAGAUGGCCGAAGCAAGUGCUCCAUACAUGCGCACUUCUAACGACCCUUAUAGCGCUGUACGGAUGCCAUCUGCGGCUCCACCAGCCGAUGGCUCCUAUAACUAUGAUCAUGAUUCUGACAUCGAACCUGAUAGAGGCGCUGCGCGUGGGCAGGCAGAUCCGUCUGCUCAACGUAACCGAGUUGCUUCGCAACCUUCCGUUAUCUCUAAUACAUCUGGACAGCAAACUUUGGUUGGAACGGAUUAUUCAUCGAAAACUGCAUCGAACGGUUAUCCCUUCUCCACAACAGAUCCAGAAGGCGGUGAUUCAACCUACGCUAACAGCAGUGUCCCUGGCCGGUAUGAGAGUCGUGAUAAAGUGAAAAAAGUCCUAGGAGACGGCGCACCAACACGACCUUCUGCUCAGGCUUGGUACUUGAAUUAUGAUUACAAGAGGGACGAUCUCAUUUUGAACGCAGAGGGACAGGUCAAAGGAGGAACCCUGCCUGCGCUGAUUGAACGCUUGACGCUACAUGAUGGGCUUGAUCCCAAUUUUAUUGCUACAUUCUUGUUAUCAUAUCGCUCUUUCACCACUACCAAGGACCUAUUUUCGCACCUCUUCCAGCGCUUUACAAUUCAUCCUCCACCCGAAUUGGAUUCUGAAGAGCUUGAGAUUUGGACUGAAAAGAAGCUAACACCUAUCCGUCUACGAGUUUUUAACAUCAUCAAAUCAUGGCUCGAAAAUUAUUAUUUGGAGGAUGAAGUUGAUGACAAAGAGGCUUUAGGGAUGAUUAAAGAGUUUUCAGGGUCGACAGCAAUGAAGGAUACAAUGAGCUUUGCGGCUGUUCAGCUCAUUAAGUUGGUUGAAAAGCGAGAGCAGUCCGAAGGAACUUUCCGCAAGAUGGUACUCAAUUUGACGACACAAGCGCCACAGCCUAUCACGCCGCGCAACCUCAAAAAGAUCAAGUUCUUGGAAUUGGACCCACUAGAGUUUGCUCGUCAAUUGACUAUUAUGGAAGCAGCGGUUUAUAACAAGAUUCGUCCGGUUGAAUGUUUGGCCAAAGCAUGGACUAGCGAGGAUCCUGAAGUGGCGGCCAAAGCUGUAAACAUCAAAAAGAUAAUUGAAACCAGCAACUUGUUUUCCAAUUGGGUCAACGAAUUGGUCCUUAGUGAAAAGGAAAUUAAGAAGCGUGUCUUGGUGAUCCGUCAUUUGGUUUUGAUUGCUGAAAGAUUGCGCCAACUCAAUAAUUUCAGCAUGCUAUCAGCAACAAUGGCUGCACUGGCGCUUUCGCCCAUCCACCGUUUGAAACGAACUUGGGAACAAGUGCCUGCAAGGACGAUGACAUCUUUCCAAGAAUUGCAAAAUUUGAUGAGCGUGGCUAAAAAUUGGGCUGAUUACCGUGAGGAAUUGCACUCAGUCAACCCACCUUGUGUGCCAUUUGUGGGCAUGUACUUGACAGAUCUGGUUAUGAUUCAAGAUGGUAACCAAGACUAUUUAAAGAAAUCAAAUCAUCUCAUCAAUUUUUACAAGCGUGUCAAGACUGCAGAAGUAAUUCGUGAGAUUCAGCAAUAUCAAUCCGUGCCUUAUUGCCUCACGCCUGUGCCAGAGAUUCAGGCAUUCAUUCGUCGUGGCAUGGAUGGCACAAAGUCUGUGGCGGAUCUCUAUGAUAUGAGUCUUGCACUGGAGCCUCGAGAACGUGGAGACGAGAAGAUUGCACGCAUGUUGACAGAAUCAGGAAUGCUGUAGAAUAUUAAACGUUAAUAAAAGUUCUGAAAUGGCGCAGUCGGCG
Lobosporangium transversale is the source of this 3585-nucleotide messenger RNA. Its product is annotated as ras guanine nucleotide exchange factor domain-containing protein. Gene Ontology annotation, molecular function: protein binding; guanyl-nucleotide exchange factor activity. Lineage: Eukaryota; Fungi; Mortierellomycota; Mortierellomycetes; Mortierellales; Mortierellaceae. The coding region runs from base 105 to 3542 and encodes 1145 amino acids. The transcript has 6 exons. Gene Ontology annotation, cellular component: plasma membrane. Gene Ontology annotation, biological process: positive regulation of GTPase activity; Ras protein signal transduction. The record is from RefSeq and is a predicted model, not a curated record.